Rattus norvegicus (Norway rat) is the source of this 5255-nucleotide messenger RNA. RefSeq names its product harakiri, BCL2 interacting protein (gene Hrk). The transcript is spliced from 2 exons. Lineage: Eukaryota; Metazoa; Chordata; Mammalia; Rodentia; Muridae. Bases 26 to 304 code for a protein of 92 amino acids. Gene Ontology annotation, cellular component: membrane; mitochondrion. Gene Ontology annotation, biological process: positive regulation of protein-containing complex assembly; positive regulation of release of cytochrome c from mitochondria; regulation of apoptotic process. The record is from RefSeq and is marked validated.
GUCCAGGGAGGCUCCUCCGCACGCCAUGUGCCCGUGUCCCCGGCAUCGCGGCCGCGGGCCCCCGGCCGUGUGCGGUUGCGGCGACGCUCGCCCCGGGCUGCGCUGGGCGGCGGCGCAGGUGACCGCGCUGCGGCUGCAGGCGCUGGGCGACGAGCUGCACCGACGCGCCAUGAGGCGUCGCGCGCGGCCCCGGGACCCGCUGCCCGCGCUGCUGCCCGCGCUCCGCGCCCGCUGGCCCUGGCUGUGCGCGGCCGCGCAGGUGGCGGCGCUGGCGGCCUGGCUGCUCGGCAGGCGGAGCGCGUAGGCGGCGCGCGCGGGGCCUUCUUGGUGGGGGGGACCGGAGCCGAGACCCAGCCCGGACGGAGCAACAGGUUGGCGAAACCCUGUGUCCUUGGAGGAAGCUGGUUCCUGUUUUCCUGAGGGAGUAGCCCGGAGUGCGGAAGGAAGCCAAGAGUGUACAGAGUUGAUGGUGGGAACGCGGGCAGAGGAAGCCCCUCGGGAAGUCCAGCUGCAGAGAUAGCCACCUCAGUGCUAUUUACAUAGAGCUAUAUAUAUACAAAACAGGAGAAAAAUACAAAAUUCCGUAUCUGUGCAUGCCUGCGGGGGACGUGGUCCCUUUCCUUUCCACGCAACCUUGCGAUGUGAACUCUGAGACUUUGUGAUGUCUAGGGUGGCAGGGGAGAGAGAUGCUUGCUGCUGCGCGUGCAGGGAACUUACGUGGACCUGUGGGAUCGGCCUCAGUGUGGACCAACUGCUCAGCACAGAUGCUGGUGUGGAGUAGAGGGAACUCAGCGGCCGAAGGCAAGAUGGACAAGACAGAGGGGACGUGGGGCCCGUUUUGUUGGGGGCAGCCUGGGAUCCCUCCAUUUCUUGACAUGUCCUAGCCUCUCACUGUCCCCGUUGAGUCAGCUCUCUAGAUCUCAUGGCGGUCAUAGCCAGAGAAACGGGAUGUCAUUUUCUUUCCCUACCUACAAGUGUGUCUGGUGCUUCUCUUCACAGUUUCUUGGUGCUAAGUGUAUCCUUCUUGGUACAGACAGAGUCUUACAGACAGACCGGGAAGGCCAGGGGAUGAGACGUUUCUAUUUUGCUCUUUGGAUAGACUCUCGUUGCUUUUUUAAAAAAGGGCCAGGUGACAAGAUUGCCACUGGAAAGUCUCUCUCUGGGGGGAGGGGUGGUGCUCACAGGGCUUAAGAGCAGCCCCUCCCCCAGGGGGCAGGGCUACGAAGGGGAGGGGCGGGCCUUAUACAGGAGCUGCUUUGGAGGUGGCAGUCCCUCCUCUCCCUGCAGCAGCACUCUGGGAGACUGCUGUGGACUCCUCCAAUUUCCUAAGGGGAUUCAGGGCUUAGGUUUUUGUAGAUUCAAGAGCCAAGAAAUAGCUGCGUUCUGACGGAGCGUGAUUUCUAAGCAGGGGAUGUGGGGGGAGGGGGGCGGACCGUUUAAAUGAAAUGUCCGAUUUCCCCUGCUCCCCAAACACACGGAAUAAGCUACUGUUUUCAGAAGUUUCUAGAAGGGCUAAUAUAAAUAUAAAUAUAUAUACACAAAUAUAACGAAGCUGAGCGCUAGACUGACAUUUGGCUGCAGUGGCUCACGGCUUCAGGACUGGUGGCUUUUUUUUUUUUUUUUUUUAAGGAACAGGUAUUACUCCUCUGCAUGGAUACUGUAUCACACCCCCCCCCCCCCCAGGUCUUUGUAGCCGAGAUGGUGAGGGAUGCUUGCUUGGGCUCAGUGAGACAGUUACUCUUGUUUUUAUUUUAUCUUUUUUUUUCCUUUCUAAUUUUGGAGACAAGGCCUCACCCUGGAGCCCAGGCUGACCUCAGCUCAUGAGCCUCCCUGCCCUGUAUCUGGUAUUUGGGACUCUGACUACCAGGGGAGCGUCAUUUUCUCCUGGCUGGAUUUGCAGGUGACUUGCCUAGUACCUGGGGGAUCAGGGUUUCUGCUAGAAAGCAUCGGUUGUUCAGGUGCGCAGGGCUUCAAGGGAACCGGUCCCUGGCCAACAUUGCUGAGUGUGAUCAGUAAAAUGCACCCUUUCCCAGUUUGUAGUCAACAGGCUCCUCUCUCCAUUUUAAAUCCAUGCCUUAUAUUUCUCUGAAUAACCCACUUAAAAAAAAAAAAACAAAAAAACAAAAAAACACAACCGGGAACUCAAUGCUGAAGCCUCCCCCUUUUAUCUGCCAGAACCGAAGUCAGCAAAGAAAACUAAAUAAAAGGAGAGAGCCUGUCUGGCAGGGGAAGCAGCAGGCAGCAGGCCAUGCCCUCGCCCAGCCAGAAUUACACAGAAUGAUCUGGAAGACACCCUCUGCUUGUGUUGAGUCCCUUUCCCAGCAAGGAAACAAGUCCUUGCAAGCAUCACAUUUCAACAUGGUGGGACUCUGUGGUGUCAGCCUCUUUAAAGACACACGGUCCAGAUCACAGCGGGGGGCGCGCUGACCCUGGAGAGACCCAGCGCAAAGGGUGAGGAGUGAGAGAAAACCUCUCUUUCUGUGUUUUGCUUUCUGAGCCUGGCUUUGCCUGUUAGCUAGUGAUAGCUCCCUGGAGGAUUUGAACUCCAAACACAGGGGUUAGCCUCUCUGGUCAUUUUCAUUUCAAUGAAGCUGUGUUGCCGAGAGAGCCGGGCACCCUGUGACCUUCCUAAUGGAACUUCUCAGCCAAGUCCUCUGUAAAUACUCUCCCGUAGUAAUGGAAACCACGUAUUUGUCGAAUCUGGGCCUUGGCUCGCACGCUGUUCAUUUGAGUGUGCUUCUCCUGCCCCGGGUUUGAUGGGGUUGUUUUUUAAAUGCCUGUUUUUUCUAUGAGAUCUGACUUCUUGAUGGACAUUUGUAUUAGAAUAUUGAAGCAUGCUGGCUGUGUCACUGUUGUCUCACUGUCUCUGCCGUGGUGUUACUUGGACUGCAUGAGAUAAUGGGACAGCCUUUCUGUUAUUGGUGUUAUUGAAAAAAAAAAAAACAAAAAAAACCCAACCCAACUUCCACAGUGUGUGAAGCUCUGGCACAAUCUCCCUCUCUUUAUCCUGCUCUCCCUGGCUGCCAAGGAGCAUUGAUUUUGAUUCGCUUCUAUGUAGAGUCUGUGAAGAGGGAGAGAGGCUUUGAAAUAAAUUUUAAAAAGACCUCAUACUGGGUUUCAGCAGACAGCAGUGGGUAUGUGUGUGUGUGUUCGUGCAUGUGAGUGUGUGUGCAUCCAUCCGACUGGGAGGCCUCUGAGAUCAUUGCUAAGGAGCUGGUUGUGUGAGGAGCUGAGGCGCCACCCGGGUCUAAAAGCUGCUGGCUGCUCUCUGAGGGGGAGUCCUGGGAGUCUGUGGGACUGAAGCCUUCUAGAGUAGGUCCACUCCCUUCUGGAAGCUUCUCUCCCUCACUUCAUCCCCCACAAGCAAGAGCUCUGCCCACAUUUGGGGUUCAAUUUCCCUUUGUCUAGAUGGAGUUUGAGCCAGAGUUCUUUUGGAGAGCCCAGGAAGGACUGUGCCCACUGUCCACAGUCCUGGGCUGGGAGGCCAUGCCCCCCCAUUCCCUGUCCCUCUCCACACCCCAUUUACAGUUACCCUGGAGACUGCCUCCCCACUUCUGUGAUAGCCUUGUUCUGUUUCCUUUCUACCUUGAUGGGGGAUACUGACUGAAGCCUAGUGUCACAGGAUAACGAGGCCUUGAAUGGCCUGAUGAUACUCUUUAGAUCUGAGCUCAUGUCCUGUAUGCCACCUGACUGUACUGUCAUGUUUCUAAAAUUGACAAAGUGUCAUUCUUGCUCACUGAGAACUGGGGGAGGGGGCAGAUCCACGCAUGAGCUCCCCAGGUAUCUCUGGGAGACCCUGGGUCACUAUUGGGGACGACGGCUUGUUUUUGUUAUUACUAUUAUUGUUUUCUGAGACACGGAGCCAGGCUGGCCUUGAACUCUCUAUACAGCAGAGGAUAGCCCUGAACUCCUCAUCCUCCUGCCUCCACCUCCUGAUUACUGGAAUGGGCCGAUUACUGGCUUUUGUUGUGGACUUUUUGGAUGUCCACCGUGGACUGUUAGAACACAAGUCUCUCCCGGGUUCAUGCUGUUUUCUUUUCUGAGCCUGAAGUCAACUUGGGGAGAGCAGGGGGUCAGAAGGUGCUGGGGAUUCGGGGAGAGGGGCCGCAGCCUAUUUCCACAGGAGCUGGUCCGAAGCCCCACCAAGAGGGAAAGCGUACAUCACAGUGUCUCUUGAAAGCUUUAGCCAAAAGUUUAUCUUUUUGACAUUUUAAUGUAUUCACUCGAUGCUUAUUUACUGAACAUCUACCGUGUACCAGCUGAAGACCUCCACGUCUGAGCAAAGUGACUUAGUUAUGGUACAGCAACAGUCCUUUUUGGAGACCAGAUGCCGUGAAAUGUCCCUUUCCAGUCUGGCUCAUAAUUUAGAACAGAUCUGCCGGGUCACCAUUGUGACCCCAAGCCUUGCUGGCAGAUUGCUAUAUAGUAUUUUCUGCAUGCCACUCUCUGGGCUGAAUGCAAUUAAAAAUUUUGCUACGUUGUCUCCUUCUCCACUGAGAGGAUUGGUCCCUUUUGUACAAUAAUCAACACCCCCCACACACACACACACAGGAGCACGGCCACUGAACACUGCAGGAGGCGCUUCCCAAGGCUUCCCCUGAGAGAGCCCCAUCCUAUUGGUUAGUACCACUGAUCCCAUUUUACAGGCGAGGAAGCUGAGGGCACCCAAAUGGCAAACUAAGGGUUGCAUUUGAGUUCGUGCCCCCCCCCCCCACAAGCCAAUGUGGUGCCUGCUCUGGUGUCACCCAUUUAAAAGCAAGCAUUAUGGGUGAAGGCAAGAUAUUCUAGGUCAAAGGCAGACAUUGCUAGUCUAAGGGCAGGGACAAACCUGUGGCCCAGCAGGGAGUGUCUACUUUAGCUGAAAAGAAAGCAAGCCUUAUUUGGGGACACUUGAGAGCAGAAGGUUGUCUCCAGUUUUAGAAACCUCCAGGGUAAGGGGUAUCUAAUGUGCAAACGGACUGUCCCAACCAUUCUGGAGGCCCUGGGGAGUCUCCCACCCCUCUCUCCUCUAUCUCCUCUCCCAACCCUGGAUCCCCAAGGUCUUUGCACUGGAAGAGUCAAGGAGCCGGUAUGGAUGGCAGAGGUGGCUGUGAGGGCAUUUGGAGACUGGGGGAGAGGCAGUAACUUGGGGGGACAUUCUGUCUGGGUCCUGACCUUGUUGCCUUGUGCUCUUUUGUAAGGGGUGGGGGGCUCCCUGCCUGGAUGCUUUGUACAUAUUUGUUACACUUUUAUUAAAAAAUUGAUCGUGCACCUCU